AUGAGCGCCAGCCAUUCGAACGCGACGACUCCUGCAGUCGAAAACAGCGACUGGGCGUCAAAGGCUGAUCCGUUUUUGAUAACUCCUGCGACAAGCCCUGAGGCUAACCGAUCUGCCGGCGUGGGCCACGACGAGUGCGACGGCGGCCGGGACCAUGAUGCCCCCGUGGGCGGCCUGCUGAAAUUCGCUGACGUCCCUAGCCAACUAUCUCACCUGCCCUUCAACCCCGGCUCGAAUGAUCCCUCCUCCACCCACGCCCCGGAUCCCAAUCCCAAUUCCAGCUUGCUCACCUCCUCGUCCUCUGCAAUCGACACGACGACAACUUUUCUCAACUCGCCUGCCACCACUUCUUCCACCGCAAACACGACUCCUGCCGCCUCUGUCGCGGUUACCCCUGCCACGACAACAAAAACAACCACCACCGCGCUUCUCACGUACCCUACUCCAACCUCACCCCUGCCACCACCCUCUGGCAUUCGCAAAACCUCCCCUGGCUUAGCUGCCCGCCUCAAAGCUCUCGGUUUCGGCUCCCAAAAACCUUCAACGCCCCCAACCACGCCGCAUCAUCCCGAUCACAUCGGCCGCCUCGACGAAGAGCACCUGCGCCAGCUUGACGAGAAACAUCAGGCGGGUUCGGUCAAGUCGGUCAUCGCCCGGCGUGGUCGCCCGUGGAAGGGCGCCGGCGCUUUGUCCUCCUCCAAGCCCGCCGCCCACGAUCCUGCUCUCGACUUACCGCCCUUCAAGGUGGACGACAACGAUUCCAUCGUUACACUGCUGCCUGAGAUCAGGACCCCCGAGCCCCUGGACAUGGAUACUCAAAAGUAUCGUCUGCCCGACCAUACCAACGGCAAUGGAACAAAGGUCACCCUCGAUACCCGUCGCGAACACAUCGAGCGCACAACAUGCCCUCCAUCCCCCGACGAUGGAUGCGUGCCUCCUCCUCCUCCCCCCAAAGACACCCCUCCCAUCGUAACGCCUGCUCCCGCCACACCUCCAACAGACUACGUUCCGAGCCUCAAUUCUUACUUCACCCCUGGCCAUAACCGCCCUGGAUCCAUCUACACCUUAUCUCGCGUCUCCUUUGCCAACCAACUCGCCCAGUUGACAUCAUUGCAGCUUCCCGACGCCGAGUCGCUCUCCAGCCAAGUCACUGCCAUCCCAACCGCCCAGGUUGCCGCUAAAGCUCUUAUCAACGCUGCCGAACAGAUCAGAAGCUGGAUAUCCAAGGCAUCAGAGGUUGUAGAUGGUCUUGACAGUGAGGACGAUGUGGAGUGGGCCGCUGCUGGAGGCCGAGAGGGCCUGGCUGAGGUGGAAAAUGCCAUUACACGCUUCGAGGAACUGGUCAAGGCCUAUGUCAGCGCCAUCGAGCAGCUGCAAGGCCGCGAUGAUGUUUCCAACGUACCCCUCAGCGACUUGACUCGGGCUGUCACACAGAUGGAGUCCAUCAUGCAGGAGUGGGCCAAGAUCCGACGAACACUACAGACCGUGAGGGUACAGGUUGAGAUCGCCAUGGAGUGGGAGGAGCUCUGGAACAAUGUCCUUGGAGACGUCCAGGGCGAGAUGGACGAGCUGAGCAGGCUGGUAUUUGAAAUGGAGGAACGCCGUCACAAGAGUCUCAUGGCCGCGGCCAGUGCGGACACGGUCGAUAUCGGAGAUCUCGAAACUAUCGUCGAAGAGAAUCCUCACCAAGCAUCCAGACUGCAAGCGCCGAACCGCUAUAGCCUACCCGCCUUCCCUGUUACCCCUAACUCUCCCGGCGCUGGCACGCCAACCUUGUCGCAGGAUGACUCCAGCCUCCUCGCUCUCUUUGCUCGUAUGCAACCUCUGAGAGCUUCUCUCGAUUUCCUUCCCAUGCGAUUGUCAAUGUUUGAGGCGAGGGCCGAGCAAUCUUUCCCGACGGCAUGCGAAGAACUCAGUAUGCGACGUGAGGGUCUCGAUGCUAGCUACAAGAAGCUGGAAAAGGAUGCCGAGUCGCUGCGCAAGGAGCUCGGCGAGGAUCGAUGGGUUAUUGUCUUUCGUGGCGCUGGUCGCCAAGCCCAAAAGAUGCAGGAGUCUGUCGAGCGCUCGCUCUUUAAGCUCAGAGAAGCUGCCGAUGCAGGACUGCAUCUGACAAACCAGCCUGCCAUGUUGAAGAAGCUGGAAAGCUAUGAGGCCAAGAAGACGCAUUAUGGACCGGCCAUUGAGCGUGUCUUAUCCAUCAUCGAGAAGGGAGUCAAGGAACGCCUGACUGUCAACGGGGAGAUUCUCCGCCUCCAUACCGAUAUGCAAGCUAGAUGGUUGGCGCUGAAGCAUCAGAUGAAGGACGCCGAGUCCUUGAUUGACGAGAUUCACGCAGACAAGGGCCAGCAGCUCCGGGAUUCCAUCUCUAGCAUGCUGUCGAAUGACCAUUCGACUUUGGGCAGUGGAAGGGAGACACCAGGUAGCUCGCCACCUUCUUCAGUCAUCAUGUCAAGCCUAGGCAUGGAUCCUCAUACGCCAAAAUCGAAGCCUCCAAAGAUGCGAGCCACGCCCGGGGCCAACAAUCGGCCGAUCCCGUCGAACCGACGACACUCUUCCCUGCCAGCACCCACAUCACAAAUUGGCAGGAAGCCCGGUUUCUCUCGCCUCUCCACCGUCACUGGUUCUUCAUCAACAACCAACUUAGCUCCUCGUCCGGCGGUCAAACGACCAGAAUCCACGCUCCCUCAGCGUCCCCGUUGGAAUGGCUCGACAAACACGUCAGACGUUGACACUGGUCACAACUUCAAGCCUCUCACACUUACCACACCGAGUCCCUAUGCCAAGAAGAGUCCUAUCGCGCACAAAUCAGCUGGCUCGAUUACACCAGGGUCAAGCAACUCGAAGUUGCCGAAGCUACGGAGUCCCCUUGCUCGCGCCUCGUCGGAAUCCCCCAGAGUCGAGGACACGCCCACUAGAACUGGACACUCGCGCCUUUCGUUCCGAGAACGACUUGCAUCUCCUGGCCCGAGCACUCAGCCACUGCCAAAGCCGAGACUUGCGUCUCACAACUCAACGACGGCUCUUUCGGGCAGACGGUCUUCCCUGCAAGCAGCAAGGUCCAUUGGAGCUGACGGAGAGAGGCAAAGCAGGCCUGCCAGCUCGCUCGCUACAUCGUCGAGGAGGACUAGUCUUCUCCCUCAGCCAAAGGCUAGAGAAGGCGAGACUGGCCGUGAUAGCCCCCAGGCGCUUGCAGGUGCUCGAAUGGCGAUGCGAAGAGCUCCCCCACUGGAGCCAAAAGACAUGAAGCCAAGAUGGCGACACUGA
Molecule: messenger RNA, 3264 nt
Organism: Fusarium keratoplasticum
Lineage: Eukaryota; Fungi; Ascomycota; Sordariomycetes; Hypocreales; Nectriaceae
Exons: 1
Coding region: 1-3264 (1087 amino acids)
Biological process (GO): establishment of spindle localization; nuclear migration along microtubule; mitotic spindle orientation checkpoint signaling
Cellular component (GO): spindle pole body; mating projection tip; cell cortex
Source: RefSeq, a predicted model, not a curated record